UAAACAGAGCUGAGACGCCAUUACAGGGAGUCAGAUCUCUGCUAAGAACACACGUUUGGAGGAUUUUAAUCAGAAAAUUCAAGAGACACUAAUUUGGUGAGUUAAAAAUACUUAAAGAUCAAAUGGCUGAGAGACCUCUUCUUGAAAACUAUCUGAGCUGCCAUGUGUGUUCAGAGACUUUCAGAGAUCCUGUGUCUCUGAGCUGCAACCACAGCUUCUGUUCAAGCUGCCUGCAGAAAUUCUGGGAACAAACUAAAAACAAAAACUGUCCCAUUUGUAAAAGAAAAUCUUCAAAGGAGCAUCCACUUGUGAACUUUGCUCUGAAAGAACUUGCUGAUUCAUUUGCUGGGAGACAGAAAUCUGGAUAAUCUGAGACAGAAAAAGGAAAGAAGAAAUUAACAGUGGUGUGCAGUAAACAUGAGGAAGAGCCAAAACUGUUCUGUGUGGACGAGCACAGAGCUGUGUGUCCUGUGUGUGAGUUUUCUCACCACCAGAGUCACAAAGUGGUUCCUGCAGAAGAAGCAGUCAGUGACCUGAAGGAGCAGCUGAAAUCUGACUUAAAGUCUCUGCAGGACAAGAGGAACAAAUACAAACAAGUGGAGGAAACAUACAAUAAAGUGAUUCAACACUCCAAGAAGCAGCUGUUGUCCACAGAGAGGCAGAUCAGAGCAGAUAUCAACCUGUCCUUCAGAGUGUGGGAGAAGAUGAAGGAGAAGGUCCACUUCAGUCCUGUCAUUCUGGACCCAAACACUGCAAACUGUUGUCUCUAUCUGUCUGAUGAUCUGACCAGUAUCAGACAAGGAGACUCAAAACAGCAGCUUCCUGAUAAUCCAGAGAGAUACACUAAGUAUCAUACUCUUUUUGGCUCUGAGGGCUUCAAGUCAGGGAAACACAGCUGGGAGGUGGAGGUGGGAGACCAUCCUACCUGGAUUAUAGGUUUAGUUAAAGAGUCAGUUGACAAAAAUGAGCGUUUUGUUUCACCAAAAGAUGGAUUCUGGUGUUUAACACAUGAAAGUGGAGAAUACACUAAUGGUGAUGGUCAGACUGUGACAGUGAAGAAGAGUCUCCAGAGGAUCAGAGUCCAGCUGGACUAUGACAGGGGGGAGGUGUCCUUCUAUGACCCUGAAGACAUGACUCACAUCUACACUCACAGAGACACUUUCACUGAGAAACUCUUCCCAUAUUUCAAUGUUGGAAAGGCAGGAGAUUCCAAAACCUCUGAUAUCAAAAUUUGUCCGACUAACAUUUCAUUGUAA
Messenger RNA from Neolamprologus brichardi, 1256 nucleotides. The record is from RefSeq and is a predicted model, not a curated record. Lineage: Eukaryota; Metazoa; Chordata; Actinopteri; Cichliformes; Cichlidae.